UAUGACGAAAUAUUAGCUAUCCAAAUAUGUCAUGGUUUACGCCCUGAAUUUACUGAAUGCACACCUACGUGUUAUGUCCAAUUAGCAAGUCAAUGUAUGGAUGCUAAUCCUUCUAAUAGACCAUCUGCGUCUUAUAUCUAUGAUGAGUUAUCAAGAUGGUAUAAUAUAGUAAAUCAUAAUGUUGCAAAAGAUAAAAAUGAAUUAACAAUAUUAAAAGAAUUCCAGUCUGCAGAUACAAUUAUUCCAAAAUCAUCAACCAAAUUGCCGAUUUGUCCUAAAGAUAAAUUUACAAGUAGGUUGCUUAAUUUCAAGAACCUUUCUGAGUCAAUUAGUUCAUUAUCUACAGAAUUGCUAAAGAUUAAUGGUUCUAAAAAAUGUGAAUUUUCAAUUUCUGAUGACUAA
Molecule: messenger RNA, 402 nt
Organism: Dentiscutata heterogama
Lineage: Eukaryota; Fungi; Glomeromycota; Glomeromycetes; Diversisporales; Gigasporaceae
Source: the annotation of a GenBank genome assembly